Molecule: messenger RNA, 387 nt
Organism: Penicillium verhagenii
Lineage: Eukaryota; Fungi; Ascomycota; Eurotiomycetes; Eurotiales; Aspergillaceae
Product: extracellular guanyl-specific ribonuclease RntA
Exons: 2
Coding region: 1-387 (128 amino acids)
Molecular function (GO): RNA nuclease activity; RNA binding
Source: RefSeq, a predicted model, not a curated record
AUGCAGUACGCCAAGGUCCUUGCUCUCGCUGUCUUCAUGACCAGCGCACUCGCCGCUCCCCUCGAGAAGGUCACUCGUGCCUGUGCCUACACCUGUGGCUCCAACUGCUACACCAGCACUGCUGUCAGCGCCGCCCAAGCUGCUGGCUACAAGCUUGAGAAGGCUGGCAAGACCGAUGACGAUUACCCCCACGUUUACCACGAUUACGAGGGUUUCACUUUCCCUGUGUCCGGCACUUACUACGAGUUCCCCAUCCUGAGCUCUGGAUCUGUUUACACUGGUGGAUCCCCCGGCGCUGACCGUGUCAUCUUCAAUGGCUCUGGAGAGCUUGCCGGUGUCAUCACCCACACUGGCGCUUCUGGAGACGAUUUCGUUGAUUGCACUUGA